Messenger RNA from Sardina pilchardus (European sardine), 1818 nucleotides. RefSeq names its product fibroblast growth factor receptor-like 1. NCBI's taxonomy places the organism in Eukaryota, Metazoa, Chordata, Actinopteri, Clupeiformes, Clupeidae. The transcript has 8 exons. The record is from RefSeq and is a predicted model, not a curated record. Gene Ontology annotation, molecular function: fibroblast growth factor binding; fibroblast growth factor receptor activity. The coding region runs from base 266 to 1762 and encodes 498 amino acids. Gene Ontology annotation, cellular component: plasma membrane.
UUCUCGAGCAGCCAGCCCCGUUACCCGUUAGUUUUCCCGUCGCAACCGUGCGGCGCGCGCAAGCUACCGAACGCUCCAUUGUUGCGCUCGUGCCUUGUGAUGGUCUGAGGACCGUCGGAUCGCCGACGUGAAAACCGCGCGCUCGGGUCGGAGAAUAUCGGCGUUGUGCUCAAGAUGGGGAAGUUUGUGUUUUCGGAGUCGUCCUUAUAUGGAUAACUAGCGCCCGUGGAAGCCCCGCAGUGGAACGGUAAAGUGUGUAUUCAGGAUGAGUCUCCUGCAUUUCACCGUGUGCCUCUCAGCUGCCUGGUUCCUGGCCCAUGCAGUCAGGGGUCCCCCGCGUGUGUGUGGGCGGGUGGUGUGGCGUCAGGCGGUGCGUUUGGGGGGGUCGGUGCGGCUGGCGUGCCCCGUGGGGGGGGACCCCCCUCCGCUGCUCAUGUGGACCAAAGACGGCCGGAACAUCCACAGCGGCUGGCUGCGGUUCCGCGUUCUCCAGCUGGGACUGCGGGUCAAGCAGGUGGAACCGGGCGACGCAGGAACCUACGUGUGCAAAGCCACCAACGGGUUCGGCAGCGUCAGCGUCAACUACACACUCAUCAUCAUCGAUGACUCUGGCUCUCAGUCCCAGAGAGAGUUCCAUGAUGCUGACCCAAACUCUGGUCCUGAGGCGUUGCCGGGGAAACUGGUGCGUCCACGCUUCACCCAGCCCUCUAAGAUGCGUCGGCGCGUGAUCGCUCGGCCGGUGGGCAGCUCCGUGAGGCUCAAGUGCGCGGCGAGCGGUCAUCCGCGGCCGGACAUCGUGUGGCUGAAGGACGAGCGGCCGCUCAGCGAGCAGGAAGUGGGCGUGGGCCGCCACAGGAAGUGGACGCUCAGCCUGCGCGCACUCACGCCAGAACACAGCGGACGCUACACCUGCAGAGUCAGCAACCGCGCAGGACUCAUCAACGCCACCUACAGGCUGGAGGUCAUACAGAGGACCAACUCUAAGCCGGUGCUGAGCGGGAGUCACCCUGUGAACACCACAGUGGAGGAGGGCGGCUCCACAUCGCUGCAGUGUAAAGUGCGCAGCGACGUCAAGCCCGUCGUCCAGUGGCUCAAACGCCUGGACAACACAGCUGAUGGACGAUACAACUCCACCAUAGAGGUCGGUGAGCACCGGUUCGUGGUGUUGCCCACGGGGGAGGUGUGGUCUCGUCCAGACGGCUCGUACCUCAACAAGCUGCUGAUCAGCCGAGCCAAGAUGGCCGACGCCGGCAUGUACAUCUGCCUUGGAGCCAACACCAUGGGAUACAGCUACAGGAGUGCCUACCUUACUGUGCUGCCAGAUUCCCGGCAGCCAAUCACGCCGGUGCUGGCCCCUCCCCCCGGAGUGGUUCCGUGGCCCGUCAUCAUCGGCGUUCCCGCCGGAAUGCUCUUCAUCUUCGGCUCCGCCCUCCUCUGGCUCUGUCACACCAAGAAGCCACACCCCCCUCAGCCGGCAUCCUGCCGCGACGCCAAACGGCCCCCCCUCCGCGAGCGAGAGAGAGAGAGAGAAAGAGAGAGAGAGAGAGAGAGAGAAAGAGAGAGAGAGAGAGAGCGCUCGGAGAAGGAGGUGAUUGGCUACGAGGAUCUCCUGCUGCUCAACCAUCAGAAGCUUUACCCAAAGAUCUACACCGACAUUCACACACACACACACUCACACACACACACCGACGUCCACACACACACACACGCACGCCUGGAGAGCAAAGUGCACCAGCACCAGCACAUACACUUCCAGUGUUAACCUCAUGCACACACACACACACACACACACACACACACACACACACAUUCCCACAC